GGCGCGCGUCGGCCGUGGUCGGGAGCCCCGCGGCGCACCAUGUCGGACGGGCCCGAGGCCUCCGCGGCCUCCGCGGCGGACGACGCCGACUACGACGCCGACUACGACGCCAAGUGCGUGUUCUGCCGCAUCGGCCGCCGCCAGGAGGCGCACACCACGCUGCUGCCCUGCCAGUAUGAAGAGCUCGUUUGCUUCAGAGAUAUCAGACCUGGAGCUCCGCACCAUUACCUGGUGGUGCCCAAGAAGCACCUGGGGAACUGCAAGACGCUAAAGAAAGAUGACGUGACCUUAGUGGAGAAGAUGGUGACGGCAGGAAAAACCAUCCUCCAGAAGAAUAACUUCACUCAUCUGGACGAUGUGCGGAUGGGUUUCCACUGGCCUCCGUUCUGUUCCAUCUCCCAUCUGCACCUUCACGUCCUGGCUCCAGCGAGUCGGCUGAGCUUCUUAUCCAGGAUGGUUUACAGAGUCAAUUCGUACUGGUUCAUCACGGCCGAUCAGCUGAUCGAACGACUGCGGGCCGGGAGCGAGAGCAGUUGAAGGAAGCGGCUUCCCUGAUCCCGGCUCACGGCGGACUGACGUUUUCGAUCCUUCGGCGGCUGAUGAAAGCCGUGUGAGCCGUGGUGCGUGUAAGUGACGGGGCCCCCGGACGUGGCCUUGAGUAUCUGUCCGGGAGAGGGACACGCUGAUCCGUUUCGACCGCGGGCUUUUUCACGAGGCGCGAGGUGAGGUCCGCCUGAGCGCUCCGUCAUAACCCGGGGAAUCUUCUGGAGGAAUAUUUACGGCGCAUUAGGUCUGACCCGGAUGUAUUAAAACCGGCAACCGUGGUUGCCCGAUGGCGCGUUUCACGUACCGCGGUCGGAUCGGCGGCUCAAUCUAAUCUAAUGCUUCUCGGUCAAAAAGAAAUGCUCGGGGAUGUACGGAAUUAUUGAUUUCCAGCCCCGGCGGGGCCUACGGAAGGGAUGUUAUCGACGCUCUAGCGGGGUAGGUGUAAUUCUCACGGAAAAGAAACCGUUACUUGGGUGCCGUACCUUUUGCCGUACAUCGGUGACGGUUUCGCACGGAAAGGGGUGACCGGAGGUGCUCCCGAAACAGACGCGUUGUGGGGACGCUCGUCGCCGGGUGUUAGAAUUAGGGUUUGUGCGUACAGCUGGUCUGAGGUCAACGUUUGAUGUCUUUUCGGGGGUGAUCUGACUAACGGAACAUUUAUUAGGUAGUUGAGAACACUGACUAGUGACGAGGAGGGCCGGGACUCUUCCCUCCCUGGAGUCGGAGCGGUCGUUCCCGCGGGAGGUGAAUUGGGGAAUGUCAUCGGAAUUCCCGGUGGGUUUGGAGGGUCGGGCGUGGGCGAGGGCGGUGGUUCGGCCAGUCGCGUUUAUUGAGCGCUCACUGUGCGCUGAGCACUGUACUAAGCGCGUGGGAGAAUACAGUCAACAGACACAUUCCCUGCCCACGACGACCUGACAGUCUAGACGGGGAGGGGAAUCCGGCCAGAAUAGCAGCAGGCUGGGAUGGGAGAUGUGGGGGGGAGUCCCAUAGCCCGGAGUGACCCAAACAAAAUCGAUCGCCCCAUCAACCGACCCUGUUUAUCGAGUGCUCACUGUCCGCAGAGCACCGUACUAAGCGCCGUACGGUAAAACAGACGUCAUAAAGACGUUCUCUGCCCCCAGCCAGAGCUGGUCGUUCCCGUGCUCCCGGCUUGACGGAACAAGCCAAAGCGAUCGAAUCGUUCGGGGAAGGAAUUUCAGACCCGGCCGUCCGUUACCGGCCGCCUCCUCCUCGGCCUUGGAUGGGCAGAGUCGAUCGGGCCUCGGGGACGCACGCGCGGGCGACGGGCAGGGAUACGAUGCCGUCGUAACUCUCGGCGGCGAGAUUCCCCGAACGGAAAACCCCGUUCAGGGUGGCCCCGCGGCGGGUCACCGUCGUCACUCUCAAAUAAAAUUUCUCUUCCUUGUCCCACCUGGACGACGAUCGGAAAUCUCCAUUUAGAGUAGCGGUCGUAUUUAACGCCUGGGUCUGGGGCGCGUCGGUUCCCCGCGGUUGGGAAGUUGGUAGGGCCCUGGCGGUUUCACUCGGUUCUGUCAGUCGAGCGGGCCUGAGGGGCUCUGUGGUUUUUUUGGCAACCUGAGGAGAGAAAAAGAAAAUCCCCAAUUGAAGAAAGAAACCACCCUUCGUCACUCCGAGGACGUCACUUAUAAUUACUGCGAUGCCGUGGACCAGUUUGUGGGUUAUAUGCAGAACCGUCAGUGGUGCUGAGUCGAAGCAGGAUGAUAAAAUGAGCCAUUGCAAACUGCUGUGUAACGGGGAAAGCUAAAUAAAAAAGCAGAUAAACUGCG
Molecule: messenger RNA, 2333 nt
Organism: Ornithorhynchus anatinus (platypus)
Lineage: Eukaryota; Metazoa; Chordata; Mammalia; Monotremata; Ornithorhynchidae
Gene: HINT3
Product: histidine triad nucleotide binding protein 3
Exons: 5
Coding region: 40-537 (165 amino acids)
Molecular function (GO): catalytic activity
Source: RefSeq, a predicted model, not a curated record